ACAACUGGUAAUGAUCAUUAGAGUUCCAGGGACAUGUGAUAGAUCAUCUGGAUUAGUGCUCCAUAAUUUUCCAAUACCACAUAUAAUAAGUAGGGCUACUUUAACUUUAGUCCUGUACUUUAUUGGCACUGUCUGGGGCAUCUUUUCCCUCAUGCACUUGAACUGAAAUGGGUAGGAGACUGGGAUUUGUUUGGCAUGCCCAUAGAGCCCACUAAAAUAUUCUGUUGAGAGCCUGGAAGAGGAACCUUAUAUCCUUCCUGUCUCACUAGAUUGGGAAUAAGAAGAUUGUUGUUUUCAUCCAAAGGGAAACAUUGGCUGAAGGGAGGAUAUGAGAAUGAGGAAGACUUGACAUCUCCAUGGAUGAAGCUCUUUGUUCUACCUCCUCAUAGCUAAUAGCAUCUAAUUAUAGAUAUUUACAGUUCAAUCUUCUCAAUCAUCGGAAGGCAUCUGAUUAAGUGCUAAAACCAUACAGUCAUUGUCGAUGACUUAGAAUCCGAAUAUGUGCAGGGUUCGAUCAGCAUUUCAAAAUUGAAAGCUACCGUGCAUAAUUGCAACACAUCGACAUCUAAUCAACAUCCAUAUUCGGCAAAGUACUAAUCAGACAGACCCAAACCAAAUUGUGAAGUUCUGACAGUGUACAGAAGACUGAUGGAGAAGUUUCUGAAGAACUAUGAUAGAGAACGAAUGAAAAUGGCCAUCCUGAAGCAUGAAGAAACCUUCAGACAGCAGGUCCAUGAACUCCAUCGCUUGUAUACAGUUCAGAAGCUACUAAUGAAUGAUAUGAAAAAUACUAAGCUGAAGAGACAAAAUUAUGGUGCAAGUUCUAAAGCUAAUCUCCACAGAUGGAAUGGACAGAAUGAGACAGGUUCAUGUCAACCAAGUUAUAACAACCAAAAACAGAGAAGAUCUCAUCGGCGUCUUAAUCUAGAACUCCCCGCAGAAGAGUACAUAGUAAAUGCCGAAGAAGAGAUGAUGUUAGAUAUUGAACAAGAGAGUGAUGUAGAACUAACGCUGGCCAUAGGAAGCACCAUGAAGAAGAGAGAUGGAACUCCUCUUACUUCCGAGUCAGGAACGAGUUUUUCCUCAUCUUCAACUGAGUCAAGUGGGAUGAAAUCAAGAGGCCUUGAAUGGAGACUGCAACAGGCGCAAGACAUAAACCUUAGCUUUCCAAACGAGAGGGACAGUCCCUUUAAUGUUGGAGAAGGAAUGAAACAGGGUGGGCUAAAGCAGCCACCUUGGCUGUUCCAGUGUUUGAGCCUCAAGAUGGCAUGACCUUCAUAGAUUGCAAAUGUUAGUUAUAGUUUGGUGGUUAAUGGCAUUUGGUAGCUUCAUAGAUUAAAACCUUCGCUCUAUUAUGUACAUCUUCUGACUAAUGCAUGGCUGAUGCUUGAGCUUGAGCUGAUCAUCUAGUUUGUGCUAAAAUUAGUCUUAAUUAUAUUGACUUUUCUUUUAUGUAAAAUAUGGGAAACCCGUCAACUAUUUUUGCAGUAUGAGGGCUUCCUAGUUCGUCAUCCAUCCUAGAACAGCUCUUUUCUUCUCUUGCCAAACCAUGCUUCAUUGCAAUACUCAUAUGGAACCUAGUGCUUUAGUGCCGGUAUGGUUGCACCUCUAGAAUUAAUUCUUCCUCUCCUUUUGUGAAGAGGGGUCUUUAUUUGAUUAUUAUAGUUAUUAUUAUUAAGAACUAGCAUAGGAUAUAUCCCCACUUAAAUCUGAUUGAGAGAAAGAGACAA
Molecule: messenger RNA, 1730 nt
Organism: Elaeis guineensis (African oil palm)
Lineage: Eukaryota; Viridiplantae; Streptophyta; Magnoliopsida; Arecales; Arecaceae
Source: RefSeq, a predicted model, not a curated record